Messenger RNA from Xylona heveae TC161, 1614 nucleotides. RefSeq lists its product as hypothetical. NCBI's taxonomy places the organism in Eukaryota, Fungi, Ascomycota, Xylonomycetes, Xylonales, Xylonaceae. The transcript has 2 exons. The record is from RefSeq and is a predicted model, not a curated record. The coding region runs from base 1 to 1614 and encodes 537 amino acids.
AUGUCAAAUACGACGACGCAGCAAGGCCUAAAUCUCCCAAAGCGCGACUCGCCCUCGCUCAAACUCGUGCACCCCACGGAAGGGGAGAAACUCCUGACAUGGCGCGCCAACGGGGCGUAUUGGCGGGGCGCGCUGAGCAUGGACGCAUACUGUCGGCGCGAAGAACAUCUGGCGACGCAGCCGUUGACGCGGCACGGGGCCAUGACGUACUGGGUGUUGGUGGAUGGGGAGGAGGAGCCUCAGACGGCGACGAUUGAGGAUGAAAAGACGGGUGAGGCUGUCCCUGCAACGAAUACCACCUCUUCAAACACAAAAGAACCCACUACCUCUACAUCAACUACCCCAAUUGCCAUCCCAAAUGGAAAUAUAGCCCCAAACACUACAUCAACUACAACCACAACUUCAAAUGGAAAUAUAACCCCAGACGAAAAUGGCCAUACAAAUACUACACCAAACAAUGGAACCAACAUAGGAACCAUAAACACAAAUACACAAACAAAUACAAAAGCAAAUACAAAAGCAGAGGCUAAAACAUCAGAUACAACAGGGACAUCGACACAGACCAAAGCGCGAACGGUACUGAGUAGUUGCGAGACGCUGCGCAAACGGGCGCUGGUGGCGCACGACAACAAGGUCGAGGACGUGGUGGCGCAGGGGGUGGGAAGUGUGUUUUGCCAGCCGCACCUGCGGGGCCAUGGGUAUUCGAGCCGGAUGAUGGACGAGUUGGCGCGGAAGUUGACGACGCAUCAUGGCGAGAGCGGCAAGUGUGCGUUUACCGUCUUGUUUUCGGAUAUUGGAAAGAAAUUCUAUGCAAAGCACGGCUGGCAUCCGUUUGAUUCAACCCAUAUUGCGCUUCCUCCUGCGGCAGCAGGUGCAGGUGCAGGUGCAGCAAACGGCGGUGCGGCAAAUGGACACGCAAAAGUUCGUGGGCUUGCGCGACCGCUUUAUGCCAACGACUUGGCGGAACUAUGCGAGGCAGACGAGCGUUUGAUUCGGAGAUACUUGACCGCCAAGGCCUCCGUUCCCGGCAAAGUCCACGUUGCACUGGUGCCGGAUGUGGAUACCAUGCAAUGGCAUCAUUCGAGGGAGGAGUUUAUUGCCGAGGAACUCUUCAAGAGAGACCCGGCCAUCAAGGGCGCCAUUGUAGGCGACGAGCCAGGCAAGAGAGUCUGGUGCAUCUGGACACGCACCUGGGCGAGCAAGGACGACGUAGAGGAUGGCGGAAACGUAAUGCAGAUCUUGCGCAUCGUUGCAGAGGAGCAUGUCCUUGCUUCGUGCAAUGAUCUUGCCGUGUCCCACCACCACGGUGUCGUCGAUGGCGUCGAUGGUCGACAAUCCACAGCCGACAGUAGCCAUCUCGAGGAAGCAAUCGUUGCCUUGCUCCUGAUGGCGCAGGACGAGGCGAACAAGUGGAAUAUGAAAGAGGUAAAUAUCUGGAAUCCGACGGAUCUCGUGGUGCGCGCAACAAGGCGCAUCCUCCCUUCAGCAGAGGUCAUUGACCGCGAGAGUGAAAGUAUUACCAGUUUGAUGUGGUAUGGAAAUGGUCUGGACGGAGUCAAGGAAUACCCAAAGAAUCUCGUCUGGGUCGGCAACGAAAAAUAUGGGUGGUGUUAA